AUGGCAAACGCUGACUGGGAAUAUGCCGGCGUGCACUUGUCUAUUGAUAGCUACGUAAUUCCUGUGGAGAAAUUAUCCCCUACUCCCUCAAGUGUCGAUGGUUUGGAUCCUAAAACGGAAUUUGAUCUUCGUUAUUUGGGUUGUGAGCUUAUUCAAGACGCUGGUAUUUUAUUGAAACUUCCUCAAGUGGCAAUGGCAACCGCUCAAGUGCUCUAUCAGCGAUAUUUCUAUUCUAAAUCAUUUGUCAGAUACGUUUAUGAGCAUUAUGCUAUGGCCUGUAUUUUUCUGGCCGCGAAGAUCGAAGAACACCCAAGACGCAUUCGCGAGGUGAUAAACGUAUUUGCUCACAUGAAACAAGCACGCGAGGGAAGGGAGUUCACUCCUGUUAUGUUUGACCAGAAUUACGUUAAUUUAAAGAGGCAUAUUAUCAAGGCUGAGCGUCGCUUAUUGAAAGAAUUAGGAUUUUGUGUGCACGGCAAACAUCCUCAUAAGCUUGUCAUACUAUAUCUUAGAACGCUGUCGGCAGAAGGAAAUCAGGAGUUAGUCCAGACUUCUUGGAACUGUAUGAAUGAUGUUCUUCGCACAGAUGUCUUUGUCCGCCACACUCCUGAAGCAUUAGCCUGCGCCUGUAUUUUCCUCGCUGCUCGUCGUCUGGGCAUCCCUUUACCUCGCUGUCCUCCAUGGUGGGAAAUGUUUAAUGUUGAUGAUGAAUCUAUUCAUGAGAUCGCCUUGUGUCUACAGCGUUUAUAUGUUAGGGCAAAGCCAGACAUAGCAGCUAUAGAGAGUCGUUUAGCUGAAGUGCGGAAAAAGCAGGCUGAAGAGAGGGAGGCCAUUGCAGCUGCUAAUGCCGCAAAAGCGGCUGCUCAGGCCCCCUCAGCAGCUGCUAACGAAACUAGCCAAAAUAAUGAUGAUUUAAGUGCACAAAAUUCUUUUAAUAAUUCAGAAAAUCCUCUUCCUCCUGUUUCUAAUGGUGUUAAGAACGUUUCGGCUUCUGAGAUAGCUCCCACAGUCAAUCAGUUAUCGCAGGAACCUCUCAAACCCGUCAAUGGAACCGAGAUAAACUCGAAGGAGAUUGAAAGUGUGAAUUCUCGAUCUGAGAAACGAAAACCAGCGGCUUAUCGUGAGGUCGAUCUCAAACCAAAAAAGGGUUCCAAGGGUUAUUCCCAUUCCGGAAGUCCUACAUCGCGAUCUAAUAAGUCGAAAAACGGUCGACAUAAGCGCUCUUCAUCUAGUUCUUCUUCUGUUAGUAGUGGAGAAGGCACACGUAAACAUGACAUUUACAAGUCUCGACGACGUGAAAGAGAUCACCACAGAAAGAGAUCUAGAAGUCCAUAUGUCAGUAGUAGUAAGUAUCGACGCCGACAUAGGUCGCGUUCUGCCUCAAGCUACUCUUCGUGUGUAUCGGAUAGAUCUCCCUCACAUUCGACUGCGAAACAUUCCCGGAGUCGUGCUUCUCCCUCACAUCGUUCCAACCGUAAUGACGUAGACAAGAAAGACAAAACAAAGUCUUCUCGAUAUGCAAUAGGUGGACGUGUUACAGAUUCAAUCAGCUCAAGAAAUCGAGGUCGAUAUUGA
This is a messenger RNA of Rodentolepis nana, 1575 nucleotides long. The record is from the annotation of a GenBank genome assembly. Lineage: Eukaryota; Metazoa; Platyhelminthes; Cestoda; Cyclophyllidea; Hymenolepididae.